AUGUGUCGUUUUUUAAUUUUUAAGGGGAAAGAACCUAUACGUCUGUCGCAUCUUCUGACGAACCCAGCCCAUUCAAUCAUAAACCAGUCUUUCGAUAGCAGGUUGCGGCUUGAUGCAAGGCGCCCCAUUAACGGAGAUGGAUUUGGUGUUGCAUACUAUUCCGACGACGAGGAACUGAAUAAUGGAGGUCCAUGUGUGUUCAAGGCGAUCACGCCAGCUUGGAACAACCUAAAUCUGGAAUCUUUAGCUGAAAAGACGAAAUCAAGCCUUGUUUUUGCGCAUGUGCGGGCUUCUACCUAUGGAGUUUUAUCAUCCAGUAACUGUCACCCUUUUACGUAUCAUAUGUUUACUUUCAUGCACAAUGGCGGCAUCGCAAAUUUCAAGUUGAUCAAGAAGCGACUGCUGAACAAGAUAGAAGACGAAUAUUUCAACCUUAUACAAGGUGGUACUGAUUCUGAGUACUGUUUUGCGUUGUUUUUGGACACGCUACAUAAGCUAGGUCACGAUCCCACAAGCUCAAAGCCUGUGAAUCACAGAACUCUGCGUGAAGCGCUCUUGAAGACCAUCGAGUACAUUCGGGAUUGGACCAAAGAGGUUUCAACCGCUCCAGGAGCAGCACACGAGCCCUCCUUGCUCAACUUUGCUGUAACCGAUGGAGAAACAGUAGUCGUAUCUCGCUAUGUCACAUCAAGAACAGACGAGGCGGCAUCGCUGCAUUUCAGCUGUGGCUCCAGUUUUGUUGAGUCUGCACCAGGCGAGUACCGGAUGGAGCGUCUUGAUCGCAAGCAGUACGUAGUUAUGGUUGCAAGUGAACCGCUUACUUUUGAACGGGGAGACUGGACUGCGAUGCCCACUAACAGUUUCCUAACAAUCAAGAACCAAUCAGUGCUUCUGCAUCCUAUUAUAGACGAAUACUACCAAGAAGAUCCACUAUACGCAAGAGAUACGCUUCUCGCAGAAAGCAAGGGUCUCAUGGGUUCGAUUCCAGUUUCUAAAGCCACUGCCAAAGAUGUUCCUCCAUUGGAGAGAGAAGGUAGAGCAGCAAUGUACAUGAAAGACUGUUGA
This is a messenger RNA of Eremothecium sinecaudum, 1065 nucleotides long. RefSeq names its product glutamine amidotransferase subunit DUG3 (gene DUG3). Lineage: Eukaryota; Fungi; Ascomycota; Saccharomycetes; Saccharomycetales; Saccharomycetaceae. The record is from RefSeq and is a predicted model, not a curated record. Bases 1 to 1065 code for a protein of 354 amino acids. The transcript has a single exon.